AUGAAGCCAGGUAACUACCGAUUAUAUCCUCCGGAGAGUAAACUUUUUUUGCAGGCUCUCGAGUCUUGCAUCGAUGCUCUAGCUAUUUAUCAGAACACUUUGGUUAAUUUUAAUGUUCAUGUUUUAAAUGAUAACAACAGUGACAGCAGAAAUAAUAUCAGCGAACAAUUGGAUCGAUUGGAAAUUCUCAGCAAAUUACAGGAGGACAGUUUGUACGUGAGAGAAUUGUUGGAGGAACUAAAGGAAGAAGUAGAAGUGUCAGGGUCUUUUAGUACUCUGAUUAAACUGAUCGAAAAUAAUACCUCGAGGGAAAAUAAUGAAAGGGAUAUUCUUGUUGAUUACGAAAAGGUGCAAGAGGCUGUCAAGAGCUUCCGAAAAACUCUUAAAGAGUUUACGAUCGCGCGGAACCGUGAAAUGGAAGCCUUGAAAGCCGAACUUAUUACUUUGAGGAUGGAGAAGCAGAAACUUGAGUUGAAAAAGGAACUGGAGACGCAGUACGCGAGUGGUUGGGAAAAAGCGCAGUGUGAGCAAAGCUCUCUACGAUGUAGUAUCAUUCUCAAGGGUCUUAACACUUCUCUACAGGAUUGGUUAAUCCGGGGAAAAAACGAGCGUCGAGUUGCAAGGGAGAUCGAGGCUUUUCUCAAACAAAACAUUCUUUUUAAUGAAAAUGCUACUGAACACUGGCAGGAAAAAUACAAUGAAGAGAUAAAAAUGUACGAAACUAAAAAUAAUAAUUUGCGCAACGACAUAGAAGUGAAACUAAAUACACUGGAGAUUCUUGAAGAUAAGUUUAAAAGUAGACAAGAGUUUAUCGAUGCAUAUCUCGGUGAAAAAGAAGCUGCGCGAAUGCAAAAAGAACAUCAAGAUUACAGGAUAAAUUGUUCGAUUAAGAUCCAAUCCUGGUGGCGUGGAGUUAUGGUACGACGAAAGUUGGGACCAUAUCGGUUGGAUGAAAAGAAAAAAAAACGACCUACUAAAAGUAAAAAAUGA
Messenger RNA from Microplitis demolitor, 990 nucleotides. RefSeq names its product dynein regulatory complex protein 9-like. Gene Ontology annotation, biological process: cilium organization. The record is from RefSeq and is a predicted model, not a curated record. Gene Ontology annotation, cellular component: motile cilium; cytoplasm. NCBI's taxonomy places the organism in Eukaryota, Metazoa, Arthropoda, Insecta, Hymenoptera, Braconidae. The coding region runs from base 1 to 990 and encodes 329 amino acids. The transcript has 6 exons. Gene Ontology annotation, molecular function: protein binding.